AGAUUUAGAGAAAACCUUAAAAAAGAGAAAAAAAGUUAAGAGAGGUUGAAGAUGAAUAAGGUGCAUGGUCUGUUUUUGGUGGCUAUUUUCAUUCUUGCUUCUACAAAGCUGGUUAUGGGUCAAUCUUCGCAAAAUUGCCAAACGAAAUGCGGCAACGUCUCAAUCGAGUACCCUUUUGGCACUUCUCCAGGUUGUUACUACGCUGGAGAUCCUAGUUUCAAUAUCACAUGUAACCCUUCAAAUAAGCUGAUCUUUGGCGGCAACGAAGUGAUCAACAUCUCACACAGCGGCGAGCUACGCGUCUUGAAUACAAGAUCCUAUGUUUGCUACGACAGGCAAGGAAACGAGACUGGCCGCAUUAACCGGUGGUCUAGUCUUGGUAACUUAACAUUCUCAGACAAGAACAGGUUUGUUGCGGUAGGCUGUAACACUUACGCAUUUCUGAACACUGACGGUGUUGGAAAUUACUCAACUGGAUGCAUGUCAACAUGUACUUCUCCAAGGGAGACAAAUGGAUCAUGCACUGGUGGAGGUUGCUGCCAGACCUCUCUCCCUAGAGGGAGCCACUACUUCAUGGUCUCUCCGUAUAGCUUUUCCAACCAUACUUCUGUUUAUAGCUUCAACCCUUGCAGCUACGCCUUUCUAGUCGAAAAUGGUAAGUAUAACUUCAGAUCUUCAGAAGAUCUUAUGAAUCUGAGGAAUAUCGAGAGGUUUCCUGUGGUGCUUGAUUGGUCUAUUGGUCAAGAUUCAUGCGAGUACGUUGGAAGGGGGAACAUAUGUCGUGGGAACAGCAUGUGUUCCAAUUCUGUCCGCGGAACCGGAUAUAUCUGCAGAUGUAAGGAAGGGUUUGAUGGGAAUCCAUAUCUUUCAAACGAAAAUGGUUGUCAAGACAUAGACGAGUGCACUACUAGUAGACAUAACUGUUCAGCUUCCAGCAUCUGUGAAAACACCAUGGGACACUUCCUUUGUAAUUGCCCAUCUGGUUACAACUUAAAUGCCACCAAUAAUAGCUGCAUGCGUAAAGGCAGGCCUGAAUACUAUGGAUGGACUCAAAUUUUUCUUGGAACAACCAUCGGCUUCUUGGCCAUCCUACUUGUCAUUAGCUGUGUACAACGGAAAAUGAAGCACAGGAAAAGCACCGAGCUCCGAAAACACUUCUUCGAGCUAAACGGUGGCGGCAUGUUGAGACAGCGACUCUCGGGAGCAGGGACAUCAAAUGUUGAUGUCAAAAUCUUUACUGAGGAAGGCAUGAAGGAAGCAACUAAUGGUUAUGACGAAAGUAGAAUCCUGGGCCAGGGAGGCCAGGGAACAGUCUACAAAGGGAUAUUACCGGAUAAGUCCGUAGUUGCUAUAAAGAAAGCUAGGCUUGGAGAUUGUAGCCAAGUAGAGCAGUUCAUUAACGAAGUUCUUGUGCUUUCACAGAUCAACCAUAGAAACGUGGUCAGGCUCUUGGGCUGCUGUCUAGAGACUGAAGUUCCCUUGCUGGUCUACGAGUUCAUUAACAGUGGCACCCUUUACGACUGCUUGCACGGUUCCAUGUCUGAUUCUUCUCUGACAUGGGAACACCGCUUGAGGAUUGCCGUAGAAAUUGCUGAAACUCUAGCAUAUCUUCACUCAUCUGCUUCUAUCCCAAUCAUCCACCGAGAUGUCAAGACUGCUAAUAUACUCUUGGAUGAAAACUUAACUGCAAAGGUAGCUGACUUUGGUGCUUCAAGGCUGAUACCGAUGGAUAAAGAGCAGCUCACAACUAUGGUUCAAGGAACUCUAGGUUACUUAGACCCAGAAUACUACAACACAGGGUUGCUAAACGAGAAGAGUGAUGUCUAUAGCUUUGGGGUAGUCCUGAUGGAACUUCUCUCAGGACAAAAGGCACUGUGCUUCGAAAAACCACAACAGUCAAAACAUCUUGUGAAUUACUUUGCUUCUGCCAUGAAAGAAAAUAGGUUGCACGGAGUCAUUGACGGACAAGUGAUGAACGAGUCUAACCAGAGGGAGAUACAUGAAGCUUCAAGAAUUGCUGCUGAGUGUACGAGACUGAUGGGAGAGGAGAGGCCAAGGAUGAAAGAAGUAGCUGUACAGCUUGAGGCCUUGAGAGUCACAAAAACAAAACAGCAGUGGUCGGAUCAGUAUAAUGAGCCAGAGGUGAAUGAGCACUUGGUCGGUGUUGAAAUCUUAUCAGCACAAGGGGAUGCGAGUACCACUGGCUAUGACAGCAUCAAGAAUGUAACAAGAUUACACAUUGAAGCUGGCCGUUGAUUAGACUGUAGGCGACAUUCCAUUGGAUCAUGAUCAUGUUUCUUUUCUCUUACUUUUCAUCCUAGCCCUCUCUUGUCCUCAACACAACUUAUUUAAGGUUUUAGCAACACACUAACCUCUUCACACACACACGAUGUGUUUUGACACCUAAAUGAGAGUUUUCUUUUACACCUCCACAGGGUCUAAACUACUGUGGGAUUUGAUUUGGACUUGAAGCAUUCAGAGAUCGAUUGAACAAUGGAACUGUUGAUCUCGGUUUGACCAUUCAGGUAAUGUAAACAGUCUCAAAAACCAGAAGAGCUGCCAGAAGAAGUUGUCUGAGGCUGAGCAAGAUUGGCCUUUGUUGUAGCUUGCAUUCUGUUCAAUGAUAUUGUCUUCUUGUAUGUUAUUUUGGCUCUCUACUACAUUUUCUGUAAAGGUUCAAUUAUAACUCAUUCCAAAGAUCCAAGUCAAUAGAUUCGCUGUUUAUAUA
Messenger RNA from Brassica oleracea var. oleracea, 2728 nucleotides. RefSeq names its product wall-associated receptor kinase 2-like. Gene Ontology annotation, biological process: cell surface receptor signaling pathway; protein phosphorylation. Lineage: Eukaryota; Viridiplantae; Streptophyta; Magnoliopsida; Brassicales; Brassicaceae. The record is from RefSeq and is a predicted model, not a curated record. The transcript has 3 exons. Gene Ontology annotation, molecular function: calcium ion binding; polysaccharide binding; ATP binding. Gene Ontology annotation, cellular component: plasma membrane. Bases 52 to 2256 code for a protein of 734 amino acids.